Messenger RNA from Thyridium curvatum, 852 nucleotides. RefSeq lists its product as uncharacterized. Lineage: Eukaryota; Fungi; Ascomycota; Sordariomycetes; Thyridiales; Thyridiaceae. The record is from RefSeq and is a predicted model, not a curated record. The transcript has 3 exons. Bases 1 to 852 code for a protein of 283 amino acids. Gene Ontology annotation, molecular function: hydrolase activity.
AUGUCAUCACUUAAAGCAUUUAAUGGCGGUCCUUUUGAACAUAUCAAUCAGUAUCUCUUUGGCCAGUAUCGAGCAAGACAUCGACAGGCAGUGGCAAAGAUGGUCAACGAGUACUCUUCAGCGUGCUGUACUACUCCAGCUGCGGUUGUCGGCGAAUACGCGCCCAAGGGCUCAUGGACCGAGAUCAAUGGGUUCAGAACGUAUGUAACCGGCUCGCCCAAAGCCAAAAAAGCAAUCCUGCAGGUCUACGAUCUCUUUGGAUAUUCUCCCCAGACCUAUCAAGGUGCAGACAUUCUCGCAACCAAAGGAAGCGAGCCGUACCUCGUAUUCGUACCCGAUUUCAUUGGCUCCGAUCGGGCUGCGCAGCAUGCGUGGUUCUUGCCCAAUGCCGACGAGAAGCCCCUCCAAGACCUUCUAGCGGUAGUAACGUCGAAGCACAUGAUGGCGGACAUCCACACGACGGCGGAGGCCUUGAGGUCCGACGAGAGAUAUAGACAUGUGCAGAGAUGGGCUGGUGUCGGCUUUUGCUGGGGCACCAAGGGUGUCAGUCUCAUUGCUGCCCGGGAAGGCCAGUCGUUGCUAGACGUAACGGCUCUCACGUCACCAUCAAGACUCGAUCCCGAAGAGGCCAAGACUAUCACAACCCCGACUAUGAUGCUAACGUCGAACGGGGAGGAUGAGACAGUCGCAAGGAGUUAUUGCGAGAACCUUAAAGGCCCUAAGUACCUGGAGAGAUUCGAAGAGACCCAUGGCUGGAUGUCGGCAAGAGGGAAUCUUGAUCAAGAGCGAUGUCGAAGGGAGUACGAAAGAGGCUAUCAGCUUGUCCUCUCGUGGUUAGCUAAGUACCUCUAG